Molecule: messenger RNA, 1474 nt
Organism: Sesamum indicum (sesame)
Lineage: Eukaryota; Viridiplantae; Streptophyta; Magnoliopsida; Lamiales; Pedaliaceae
Gene: APG2
Product: Sec-independent periplasmic protein translocase
Biological process (GO): intracellular protein transmembrane transport; protein transport by the Tat complex
Cellular component (GO): membrane; TAT protein transport complex
Molecular function (GO): proton motive force dependent protein transmembrane transporter activity
Source: RefSeq, a predicted model, not a curated record
ACUAUGAUGCGCAAGGUCCGGCACGCAAAAUAUCGCCCACCAAGCGCACAGGGGCCAAUCAUCUUCUUCCAUUGCGAGUGAUUGCGAGCCUCAUUUUUUGUUGCGAGGGGCAGGAGCCAUGGGGAGCACAGGAGCUCUCAUCUUCAAACCCCAGCUCAACAAUAACACCUUUUGUUUCAAAUGCUUGAACUCAAUUGCCUCGUCAAAACCUAUUUUGAACAUCAAGCAAAGGAGGCCCAAGUUGCUGGGAUUCUCAAAUAAGAAGCAUUUCAAGAAAUUCAGCAGAAUAGUUUGCUCUGCUGUCGAAGAUGUUGCUGAUAAGCAGCGGGAGAUUAGCAGUGGCAGUCUUAAUGGAGCUGGACCUGCUGUGGAGGAAAGGCUUGAUUCCAGCGAUGAGUCAAGUGAAAACCCUUUUCUGAACAAUAAGGUAGAUGAUGGAGGAAAUUCUAUUUACAAUUUUCUUUAUCCUAGUAAAGAGCUACUCCCAGAUGAUAAGGAAAUGAGUAUAUAUGACCAUUUAGAGGAAUUAAGAGACAGAAUCUUUGUAUCUGUUUUGGCUGUUGGAGCUGCUAUAGUUGGUUGUUUUGCUUUCUCAAAGGAUCUCAUUAUGUUUCUUGAAGCUCCAGUUAGAGCAGAAGGUGUUCGGUUUUUACAAUUAGCACCUGGCGAAUUUUUCUUCACGUCUCUGAAGGUGUCAGGAUACUGUGGGCUUCUGUUGGGAAGCCCAGUAAUCCUCUAUGAGAUCAUAGCUUUUGUUGUUCCAGGUUUAACAAAGGCAGAGAGAAGAUUUCUGGGGCCAAUUGUUCUGGGGUCAUCAAUCCUUUUCUAUACUGGCAUCCUCUUCUCUUACUAUGUUCUUACUCCAGCAGCCUUGACAUUCUUUGUUACCUAUGCGGAAGGCGUUGUUGAGUCGCUUUGGUCUAUCGAUCAGUAUUUUGAGUUUGUCCUUGUGCUUAUGUUUAGCACAGGAUUGUCUUUCCAGGUUCCAGUUAUACAACUGCUUCUUGGACAACUUGGUUUGGUUUCAUCGGAUCAAAUGCUGUCAAUUUGGAGAUAUGUGGUGGUAGGUUCAGUGGUUGCAGCUGCUAUACUCACACCAUCAACCGAUCCUCUUACUCAAAUGCUCCUGGCAGGCCCCCUUAUGGGUCUUUAUUUGGGUGGUGCUGGUAUUGUUAAGGUUCUUGGCCGAUGAGCUUUUGGCAGGCAAACAGAAACAACUUGCUCCUCAGAUUCCCCUAUACAAGCUCUAUACAGCUAGUAAGACGAGUGGCCUGGGAAACGAUUUCCUUUUGUUGAAUAUAUACGAAACUAUCCUGUACCUAUUAUUGUUUUUGUGACUUUACAGUUUUUGUAUAAGGUAGUUUUAGUUCAAUUUCAAGUUCUCGGAGUGCUGUCAUAGAAAAUGUAUACAGCUCUUGUAGAAACAUGGGAGUCUUGAACAACUAAGCAGUCCAAUUAAGUUGGUUGGUGCGUA